Messenger RNA from Megachile rotundata (alfalfa leafcutting bee), 1958 nucleotides. Its product is annotated as katanin p60 ATPase-containing subunit A-like 2. Gene Ontology annotation, molecular function: protein binding; ATP hydrolysis activity; ATP binding. The record is from RefSeq and is a predicted model, not a curated record. Lineage: Eukaryota; Metazoa; Arthropoda; Insecta; Hymenoptera; Megachilidae.
CAAGCCAGAUCGUACAAAUGCGUUAGAGAUUAAAACGUUUCAUUUUCCAGUCGCAAAGCGAGGAUUAACUCGUUACUUCUCUAACACGGUGCAUUUAUCUUCAUUCCCUGUGGCACAAAAAGUUAAUUCCAGCAUCAACAAGUUAAUCGAGUGGCACUUUGCACGCGUCAAAAGGUCGUCCUCUUUUAUCCUACGCAACAAACGUUCCUGACACGUUCUGCGUAGAGAACACGCCGGCAUCACCAUAGCAACAAAACGCUUAUCCAAUGUUUCGAACAGAAGAAAGUGGUAGCACGAGGAAAUUCGUUGAAGAAUAUUGCCUUAGUUGCCACGUGGCAAAGUAACGAGGAUAUUCAUUUGGUGAACGACGCACUCUUUUUCCGCAAUCACCAUGCCGCUUGAUUUAUCCAUGAAUGGAACCAUGAACCAGAUAAAUAGUAAAUUACGAGAUAUGGAGAAUAAUCAGACGGAAGAAAAUCGUCGAAGUAUUUUAUAUCUUAUUGCGGAUCAUCUGAAGCAACGUGGAUUAAGAGACGCUUAUAACGCGCUGUUCUCGGAGGCUCAGUUGUCAUCAAAUAUCAGAAUCUGCGAUAAUGUCGACCUGGAAAUGAUUCUCAUGGAAUAUAACAGUUAUUAUUAUUUAAGAUUUAACAAACAUCCCGUAAUAUGGAAGAUAGCUGCAUCAGAGCCUGGCACGAACCCAGUGCAAAAUAAAAAGACUAACAAAACGGUUAACAAACUGAAUAAAAAUGACACGUCCAAGGAAAAAGCUAUGCAACAAACUAAUUCCAAUUCGACGGACGACAUUAGUUCGGGAUUAACAGUAACACCACUUUUUACUACUGAAAAUAUGAAUGAAAAUGGGAAUUCGACAAAAGAUCCACCAAACAAUCGACGUACGAAAUCAGAUAUAUUAAGAUGCAUUGAAGAACUUUAUCCAGUUGACUCUGAACUUCGAAAAAUAGCUGAGGACAUUUCAACGGAAAUCGUGUUGAACAAUUUAAACGUUCAUUGGAAUGAUGUGAUAGGACUUGAUGAAUGUAAAUUGGCUAUAAAACAGGCUGUUGUCUACCCGAUGAAAUAUCCUAUUUUCUUUAGUGAUAAAUUCUCUGCCUGGAAAGGCAUUUUACUGUAUGGACCAUCUGGUACAGGUAAAACAAUGUUGGCAAAAGCCGCUGCAACGGAAUGUAACUGCACGUUCAUUAAUGUAACCGCCGCCUCAUUGGUCAGUAAAUGGAGAGGUGAUUCCGAAAAGUAUAUUCGCGUUCUAUUUGAUCUCGCUUACAAACAAUCUCCAGCAAUUAUUUUCAUCGAUGAAAUCGAUUGGAUAUCUAUAAGUCACAAAGACAAUUCGUUGUCGGAACCCGCGAAACGAUUUAGAGCAGAACUUCUCACUAGAUUAGAUGGACUAUUGUCACCAGGUGGUUCAAAUGUCCUGCUUUUGGCUGCUACUAAUGUUCCUUGGAACAUUGAUACAGCUUUACUCAGACGUUUGGAAAAACAAAUCUAUGUAACGUUACCUGAUGAAACUUCCCGCCUUAAUCUGUUCGCAUUAUAUGUAUCACCUGACAUAUUAUCCGAUAAAGAAUAUGAAAAUUACCUCAUAGACGCCACCGCAAACUGUUCUGCCGCAGAAAUAAAAUUACUUUGUAAAGAAGCAUGGAUCAAACAGUCAAUUUCAACGUGGGAUCGUCUUGAUGCAAAUGAAAUAAGCGUAACACACUUGAAAUUUGAAAUAACAGACCGGAAGAGUUUAGAGGAUGCGAUAAAAACCAUGCGGAAAACGAAGAAAGAUAUUUCUCUUUACACUAAGUGGAUAAGUAGUUAAAGUAUCUAUAUUUGAAUUGGUCAGUGUAAUUUUUCGGUAUGUUAAAAACAUUAGCGCAUAUACUAUAUUUUAUAGUAAAACUAUUACAAAAUGUUAAUUGGAAAAACCGAAAUAAAUAUAUAAUGAUUAU